AUUAAAGGCAACGGAAAUAGAUUAUAUGUUCUUCAUCCUACCUAAAUCGCGCCCAUCUUGCAACCCAUUGGGCCAUUGUGUCCUAACUCCUAAACAAGAAUAUCCCCAGAAGGACUCUGAGGCCAGCCUUUGACUUUGAAAAAGUUGUCCAGGCAAAGGGUACAGUUCAGGGCAAUGGUCAAAUCGUAAUCCUAAGCAGCCAAGAAAAUUUUGAGUGGUGUCUUCCGCCAAGAGAAGAACAAGUCGAGAACUUUCUCCAUCACCCGUCUUCAUCCCACUUACGCUUGUCUCCCGCGCUCUGUACUAUGUAGGAUGAUAUUACUUGGAUUGGAAUCUAAACUCCGUGGUUUCUGCCCCCAAAAUAUCUCUAUAGUUACAACUGACAACCACAAGCUCAUUUGAGUGAGCGACCAGCACCAGACCAGCAGUGAGUGACUACUGAUUAGAGACUAGAGAUGGGUCACGGCAAUUCAAAAGCCGGGAUGGAGUCGUCUUCAGAUGAAUCAGCAAGAGGUGAUGGUUCUUCUCGGGCUGAUAGGAUCAAGAAAAAGCUUCAUCUAAGCCGCUCCCAUUUCCGUCGUCACCACCGCCAUGCCGGCGCCACUGUCUCCUCUGCACAUAACCUCACUAAACUCCUCAAAGAAGAGGAUUUUGCGGGCAUCGCCCUUCUUCGUCUCAUCACUGCUGAAAUGCAAUUCAAGGACAAAUGGCUGGCUUGUGUUACUCUUGGAGAGCAGACAUUUAGAACUCGUGUAACUGAUCAGACUGACGAGCCCACAUGGAAUUCUGAGAAGAAGCUUCUUUUGGAAAAAAAUGGGGCACAUAUAGCAAGAAUAUCUGUAUUUGAGACAAAUAGAUUGUCCAAGAACAAUCUUGUCGGCUAUUGUGAGAUCGAUCUACUUGAAUUCCUCACUCAGGAUAGUGAUACUGACAUUGGGAAAUUUGACUUGUUCGACCCAUCUUCUAAAGCGAUAGUUGGCACCAUAACUCUUUCUUGCUUCAUCGAGGAUCCUAUGGAAACAGAGAAGAAUUUUGCUAGGCGCAUCUUGUCUAUAGUGGACUAUAAUGAAGACGGAAAUCUCUCAUUCAAUGAAUUCUCUGAUCUAAUUGAUGCUUUUGGCAAUCAACUGGCUGCUAAUAAGAAAAAGGAGCUUUUCAGAGCUGCUGAUAAGAAUGGGGACGGUGUUGUCUGCAUGGAUGAGUUGGCUGAGCUUCUAGCUGUUCAUCAAGAAAAAGAACCACUAAUCAAUUGCUGCCCAGUAUGUGGCGAAAUUCUUGAAGUUCCUGAUAGACUGAACAGUAUGAUCCAUUUGACCCUGUGUUUUGAUGAAGGGACUGGAAAUCAGGUUAUGACUGGGGGAUUCUUAAUCGAUAAGCAGGCAGCAAAUGGGUGGAUGUUCAAACUAACUGAAUGGGCUCAUUUCUCAUCCUAUGACAUUGGUUUGAGGUCUGGUUCAAGUGCAUCACAUAUUUUGGUUUUUGAUAGAAGAAAAAAGAGGUUAGUAGAGGAGUUAAUUGAUAGCAAGAUCGUCUUAUCAAUGAGAGCCAUUUAUCAAUCAAAAGUUGGGCUUGGCGUCAUGGACCAAGGUGCAAAAGAUAUCUUGCAGAGCAUGUCAGAAAAGCAGGGUAAAAAAAUGGAUUCUGUUGAAUCUGCAAAAGAUAUACCGAAGUUCGUUGAAUUUUUCAAGGAUCAACUUAAUUUGGAUGAAGCCAAGUACCCUUUGGAGCAUUUUAAGACUUUCAAUAAAUUUUUCAUAAGAGAGUUAAAACCUGGUGCAAGACCAAUAGCGCAUAUGGAGCGUGAUGAUAUUGCUGUAUGUGCUGCUGAUUGUCGUCUCAUGGCAUUUAAAACUGCUGAUGAUAGUCUAAGAUUUUGGAUUAAGGGUCGAAAGUUUUCUAUUCGAGGCCUUUUGGGGAAUGAAGCAUGUUCCAGUGCCUUCAUCGAAGGAACUUUGGUGAUAUUUCGGUUGGCACCACAGGACUAUCAUCGUUUUCACUCUCCAGUUUCUGGAACAAUUGAAAUGUUUGUAAAUAUACCUGGAUGCUUGUAUACGGUAAACCCAAUUGCUGUAAAUAGCAAGUACUGUAACGUUUUCACAGAGAAUAAGAGGGUUGUCUGUAUCAUUUCGACAGCAGAUUUUGGAAAGGUGGCAUUUGUUGCAAUUGGUGCGACAAUGGUUGGCAGCAUAACUUUUUCGAAGAAGCUGGGUGAAUAUGUUCAGAAAGGAGACGAGCUUGGUUAUUUCUCAUUUGGUGGAAGUACUGUUAUAUGUGUAUUUGAAAAGGACCGGGUAAAGAUAGAUGAGGACCUCUUGGAAAAUAGCGAGAGGUCACUUGAGACCUUAGUUUCUGUUGGAAUGCAGUUGGGAAUCUCUACUAAGAAGAAGUCUGAUGUUGGGUCACCAAAUAUGGAAAAACUUGUUCUACGGGCUUGAGUGUGUUCUUCUACGACUGUACCAUCGAAAGAAAAGUUAAACCUCACUAACAAGUUGUAAAAAUCUGUAGCUUGAAUGCAUGCACUUUUCAUUUUUUCCAAAUGUAUGCUGAUUGCAUUUGGUUUUUA
This is a messenger RNA of Coffea eugenioides, 2563 nucleotides long. Its product is annotated as phosphatidylserine decarboxylase proenzyme 2-like. Bases 456 to 2435 code for a protein of 659 amino acids. NCBI's taxonomy places the organism in Eukaryota, Viridiplantae, Streptophyta, Magnoliopsida, Gentianales, Rubiaceae. The record is from RefSeq and is a predicted model, not a curated record. Gene Ontology annotation, molecular function: calcium ion binding; phosphatidylserine decarboxylase activity. Gene Ontology annotation, biological process: phospholipid biosynthetic process. The transcript has 21 exons.